AUGAAAAAGAAAAAAAGGAAAAACAAAACAUAUUCUACAGAAUUAGAAAAAUCAACGCUUUUAAAUACAAACUCAAGUUCAGGAAUUUACUUAGAAAUAUUAAUAUUUAAACUAACUAUAUUUAUAGACAGACUUAAAAAUGAAAUAAAUGAUAUUUUGAAACCUUUAAAAUCAAAAAAAAAUAUAGAAUCUGAAGAUAAACAAGAAUCUAUAAAGCUUAAUACAUAUAAACUUUUUGGAUCAAAAUCCCAAAUAAAACUUAAACGAAAAAAUGAAGAUAUAGAUUUUAUAAAUCUAAAAGAAUCAGCAAAACAUAAAAAAACUGAAGAAGGAUUUACAAUAUAUAACGAAGAAGAACUUAACAUUGGAAAGGGUAAAAAUACACUUAUAUGCCCUUUUGACUGCAAGUGUUGUAAUACAACAGAAAAAUCUUAUCAUUUCUAACAAACUUUCAGGCUAUUAAUAUAUAUUACAUGUCCAC
Messenger RNA from Pneumocystis murina B123, 481 nucleotides. RefSeq lists its product as hypothetical. The transcript is spliced from 3 exons. Bases 1 to 444 code for a protein of 147 amino acids. The record is from RefSeq and is a predicted model, not a curated record. Lineage: Eukaryota; Fungi; Ascomycota; Pneumocystomycetes; Pneumocystales; Pneumocystaceae.